This is a messenger RNA of Rhododendron vialii, 2148 nucleotides long. Its product is annotated as ent-kaurene oxidase-like. Gene Ontology annotation, biological process: gibberellin biosynthetic process. Gene Ontology annotation, cellular component: chloroplast outer membrane; endoplasmic reticulum. Bases 100 to 1674 code for a protein of 524 amino acids. Gene Ontology annotation, molecular function: ent-kaurene oxidase activity; heme binding; iron ion binding. NCBI's taxonomy places the organism in Eukaryota, Viridiplantae, Streptophyta, Magnoliopsida, Ericales, Ericaceae. The record is from RefSeq and is a predicted model, not a curated record. The transcript is spliced from 8 exons.
AUUAAAAUAGCUCUCUUGAUCUUCUAUAUAUAUCUUCCAUUGAAAGAGCUAUCUUUUCAUUGAGAGAGCGAAACCCAUGAGGUAAAUUAAAGAAACUCCAUGAUUGUUCUUCCAGCAACGGCGCCCAUGAGCACCGCCAUUGCUAUGGCGGCUCCGGCCGUCGUACUGGGUGGGCUUUUGUUGUGGUUGAUCAAUUGGUAUUUUCAUGAGCAAAAGAGUAGAGUGUCUGCAGUUCAAAAAAAGAGUAGAGGGUCUCAACUCCCUCCAGUGCCUGAGGUAUCAGGGUUACCAGUGAUUGGCAAUGCGCUGCAACUGAGGGAGGGGAAACCCCACAUGACCUUUGUUAAGUUGGCCAAAAAAUAUGGUCCUAUCUACUCUAUAAGAGUUGGAUCCAAGCCAAUUAUUGUCCUCAACAGCGAGGACAUUGCCAAGGAGGCCAUGGUGACCAGAUUCUCAUCGAUCACAAGAAAAAACCUAUCAAAGACUUUAUCAAGGGCUGCUUUCGAUCGAAAGAUGGUUGCACUGUGUGAUUAUGGCGACUUCCACAAAACGGCGAAGCGACAUCUAACCCAUAAUGUUGUCGGACCUAAUGCUCAGAAGCAACAUCGGGGUCACAGAGAUACCUUGAUAGAUGAUGUUGUAAAAGACUUCCAUACUCAUGUGAAGAACCAUGGCCUUCAACCUGUAAACUUCAGGGAUAUCUAUUCAUCUGAUAUCUUUGGGUUAGCGUUGAAAGAGGCUAUAGGGAGGGAUGUGGAGUAUAUCAAUGUGGAGGAGCUGGGAAGAUUAUCAAGACCCGAGAUAUUAAAGAUUUUAUUGACAGACCCAGUAGAAAUUGCGCUCCAGUACGUAGAUUUGGGAGACUACUUCCCUUGCCUAAAAUGGAUUCCGCAGAGGAAUUUUGAAAGGAAAGUCGAGAAAAUGUAUUCCCGUAGGCUAGCAGUGAUGAAGGCUCUCAUUAAGGAGCAGACUAAACGAGCUGCUUCUGGCGCGGAGAUGAACAACUGUUAUCUCAAGUAUCUGUUAGCCGAAGGGAAAACACUAACAGAGAAAGAAAUUACUAGUUUGGUUUGGGAAGUGAUUAUUGAAUCGUCAGACACUACCAUGAUCACCACAGAAUGGGCCCUGUUUGAACUUGCAAAGAAUCAAAAGAUACAGGAAAGUCUUUACGAAGAAAUUCGAAGCGUUUGCGGGUCCGAUAAGGUUACCGAGGACAAUCUGUGUCAGCUUCCAAUAUUAGAUGCUGUUUUCCAUGAAACUCUGAGAAAAUACCCUGCUCUUCCAAUGGUUCCUCUGCGAUAUGUAAAUGAAGAUAUAGAAUUAGGAGGAUACUAUGUUCCUGCUGGAAGUGAGAUUGCUAUCAACCUUUACGGGUGUAACAUGAAUGAGAAGCAGUGGGAGAGACCCGAAGAAUGGAACCCUGAGAGAUUUCUCGACGACAAGAAGGAAUACGCUCCCAAUGAUUUGUACAAGACAAUGGCGUUUGGAGCUGGAAAGAGGCUUUGUGCGGGUUCUCUCCAAGGGGUGGUGAUCGGUAGCACUACAAUCGCGAGAUUGGUGCAAGAGUUUGAGUGGAGACUCGAAGAUCGGGAGGAAAAAGAUGUGGAUAUUGUUGGAAUCGCGACUAUGAAACUUCGUCCGAUGCAUGCAGUCAUACGGCCGAGAAAUUUAUGAUCGAGAUUGGCGGGAAAUAUUUGUGUUCGGUUGGCGUUGGAUCGAUGGACGGCAAAGUAGGGUGCGUUCUUGUUAUCUUAAUUUGGAACUUAAAGUUUAGUCAUUCUCCUAAAUUUAUUUAGACAAAUAAGUUUAGAAGAAUGCAUAAUCUAAACUUAUUUGAAAAUAAGAUCCAAAAUAAGUUAAGAUUCUAAAAUAAGAUCACAAGAAUGCACCCUUAAUAAGUAUUUGGUGUGUGCGGACGCAGUGUUUUGUUUAUGCAACUUUGCCGACUAAUUAAUGCUGUAUUCCUGUAAUUUGUGGUUCUAUUCCUCGUGCAUGUAAUAGGUGGCUGAUUUGAUAGCCAAUUAUUUUGUCCUAUCUUUUGAUUCUCCACUUUGGGGGGGAGAUUUCUCCCUCCGGCUCAGUUGGAGGCUUCUCUGGAUAUGUCUUCCGAUGGAUAAUGAAUAAAGCCUACCGAUUGAUCCAAAAAAA